Messenger RNA from Ruditapes philippinarum (Manila clam), 3808 nucleotides. Its product is annotated as ankyrin-3-like. The transcript is spliced from 9 exons. Bases 92 to 1426 code for a protein of 444 amino acids. Gene Ontology annotation, molecular function: protein binding. The record is from RefSeq and is a predicted model, not a curated record. Lineage: Eukaryota; Metazoa; Mollusca; Bivalvia; Venerida; Veneridae.
AAUUAUGGGUUUCCAUAGUUUAUAGUUCCUAUUUAAUUUUGAUGACGUUAACAACAACCGUAAAUCGUUCUCCCUAGGAAUUAUAAACAAUAUGGCGUCCGCAAGCACGACCAGCAGCAAGAAAUCUGAAAGAGAACGAUUAAAAAAUGAGCUUGGGGAAGCAACAGAGAAAGGGGAUGUGGAUAAAGUCAAAGAGAUUCUAGAGAAAGUGACCGUCUCAGAUAUGAAGAUAAAAAGAGAAGGGCUUGGUAAAUCCCCAUUACUGAUAGGCUGUACUUACGGUCAGAUUCCUGUGGUUGAAGAAUUUCUUCAGUCCGGAGCAGAUCCUUUGUCACGUAUGUCAAAUGGCAGAACAACAUUACACGAGGUGUGUGUUGGCGGUCACCACGAGUGUCUGAGCCUUCUCCUAAAGUACACAGAUAAAGUCAAUGUCAAAGACAGAGAUGGCCAAACACCAGCUCACCUUGCAGCUUUCAACGGAGAAGUGAAAUGUUUACGGAUACUCUCAGAAAAUGGUGCCAAUUUAGUAGAUGAAGACUAUAAAGGGAGACAAUGUGCUCAUUUAGCCGCUAUGAGGAAUCAUAAGAAGGUGUUACAGUUUCUGUUUGACCUUGGAGUUGACCUUGAUUGUAGAUGUGAGAAUGGGAAGACACCUGUGCACUAUGCUGCUCAAUACGGAGCGUUGCAGUGUCUUAUUUUACUUGUUCAACGAGAUUGUGACAUUACCCUUGGAGACAAUAAUGGCUACCUUGCCUUACACCACUGUGCCAAGAACAAUAAAGUAGACUGUUGUAGAUUUUUAGUUAAACAAGGGACAUCACUAGAGGCCACUCAGGCAGACGGCAAAACCCCAGCUCAUGUGGCAGCGCUUAAUGGUGCAAUAGAUGUCUUACAUUGGUUGCUUGAUAAAGGUGCUGAUCCGAACAGUCAAGACUAUUUUGGGAACACUCCAGGUCAUUAUGCCAGCGAGGGAGGGUUCCCUAACUGUUUAAAUUGUUUCCUGCAACAUGACGGAGAGAUUGAUAUACAGAAUAUUAAAGGUGACACACCUCUUGAUACGGCUAAAAAGUUUGGCCACCCUCUUCUAAUGGAAAAAGGAGUAAAUAAUGAAGACCCUUGUCCACAGUGUUUCCAGAAAUACAAGAAGGUACAAUGGGACACAUUACACCCACCUGCUAAAGUGGAGAGGAAUAUAACAAAUGCUGGAUCAAGUGCUUAUAGGAACCCAGUGCCACCUGGACAAAAAAUGCCCACACAGCUGCAGCAAAACUUAAUGAAACAUGAGGCACGGCGUAAGAAAGAAGCCCCCAAGAAAGUAGUGCAAGAUAGAGAUAUGGCAUCAAAGUUUUACGGAGAACAUCUGGAUCCGAAUGAACUGUUUAAAUUUAGAAUGCCCGAAGGAAAGGAGCAAUCCCUUCAUCUGUAGGGGGCCCCGUAAUGUUGAGAUUAUAAUAACAAUAAGAUAAUAUCACAUUUUGUGUCCCUAUAAGUAAGUUUGACACAAUUAUUCUGUCCCUACAAGAUAAUAAAAACCCACUUUUUUACCCUAUAAGAUAAUAAAGUACAUUUUCUGUCCAUUUAAGUUAAUAAAGUACAUUUUCUGUCCCUAUAAGAUAAUAAGGUACAUUUUCUGUCCCUAUAAGUUAAUAAAGUAUAUUUUCUGUCCCAGUAUGUGAAUGAGAUAUAUUUUCUGUCCCUGUAUAAAGUUAAUGAAAUAUAUUAACUUCUUGGGAUGUGUAUGGGUUGUGAGGGAGGGUGUUGGGGUGGGGGAUGGGUGUUACAUACAUGCAUUGAUUUACAAUAUAUGGUACAUGUAUUCUGUCAAUGACAAGAUGACCAUUUAACAACUGUUAUUAUAUUUUUAGCUCGACUAUUCGAUAAUAAUAAGUAGAGCUAUUGUAGUCACCCGAGCGUCGGCGUCUGCGUCGGCGUAACCACUUAUGUUAAAGUUUUUGUAAUAGUUCAAAUAUUUUCAAAGUCCAUUAAAAUAUGGCUUUGAAACUUUGCACACUUGUUCACCAUCAUUACCCCAACCUGUAGACAGGAGGAGGUAACUGUAUCAAGCAUUUUGACAAAAUUAUGCCCCUUUUUCGACUUAGAAUUUACGUUAAAGUCUUUGUAAUAGUUCAAAUAUUUUCAAAGUCCAUUGACAUAUGGCUUUGAAACUUUGCACACUUGUUCACCAUAAUUACACCAACCUGUAAAACAGGAGGAGGUAAUUGUAUCAAGCAUUUUUUUUUACUAUCAAGCACUAAGAAUAGUCGAGCGUUGCUGUCCUACCGACAGCUCUUGUUUCAAUACAGGUGACUUAAUGUGGUAUAAAAAAUGUCAGCUAAUUUUCAUUAACCCAUAAGCACACUAAAUAUUUAUUGUCAAUCUUUUAAUAUGGACAAAAACCAUUAAUAAUUUCAAAGUAUGUACUGAUCAAAUAACAAACAGUGAGGGACCAUGAACAGAUAGUAACAGACAGUAUGAAUGUGUCGGCUGAUCUUGGUCGGGAUUUAGUUGCAUGCGUUGAUUCUGUGGUUACAAUAGCAAAAAAUUGUUCAUUGCUACAACUUUUCAUCGUUCAUUUAGAAGUGUAUCAGAUAAUCAUAAAUAUUUAUUUGAUAAUUUAAGGUAGAACAAACAAGUGAUGAGAUAUGCUAUUUGUGUUUUUAUAGUGAAAGUUACAUUGUAAUACUAUCACAAAUAACAAUUAUAAUAUAUUGUUAAUUUUUCAUACAUAUAUUUCAACAUUUUGAACUUGUGAUAUCUAAUUUUGACCAUACUAUUUAGGUUUCUCUGUGAUAUUUCCAGAUUUUGCACUGUAUAAAUCUUUCUUUUCUGGAUUACCUGAAUGCUGGUAUUUUCUACUAAGAUCUUUGUGAAAGUAUGUCCAUUUUCUAUGAAGAUAUGAAGAAUUUUUCUUUUGUAUUGUUUGUUAUAUUAUUGUAAAGUUGGCAUAAAUUUUGAAAUUGUGAUUUUUAUGUUAUUUAAUUUUGAAUUUUGUACAGCUGUCAUUUCAAGAUUGUUUCAAAGUGGGUCUAGUAGUUUGUUUGUUCUUAAUUUUAGGGCGCACCAAUAUCGUAUAGGCCAUAUGGUCCAGAAACAAGUAAGAUGAUUUUGACUAACUUCACGUGUUACUUAUUUCUAAGCAACACCAGGUGUCAAAACCACCUUACCUGCUGGAGCUUAGAGAUGCAUAGACCCCAGUUAUUAGAACCAAUUUAAUUGCCUCUUAUGAUCACCUAGGGAUAAGUGGUGGCUGCAAUUCUUAUGCCGCAACAAGCCCUCAGCCACAAAGGGUUAACUUGCCGGUUUGUGCUCAAACAAUGCACAGAGGGGGGCACAGGAGGUCUUCUUCCAUUAGUUAAAUGGGAAUUGGCUAUGUCAUCUGUAAUGUGUCUGAGUGAAUUAACCCUUAACCUGUUUGAACUGAAAAAUGGUUACUGGUAUUUUGAAAUCCCUUUAGAUUAAAAUGGACUGUUCCUCAUUCAAAGCAGGGCAAGUCCAUUCCACAAAUUCAGCAGGUUAGGGAUUAAAAUAUGUUUAAGGGGGGUAAUUUGAUUGAGCUUAUGACGAUUUUAAAUGAAUAUGUAUAUUCUAUCAUCGUAAUAUUUGCUCAAAACAAAAUAUUGUGAUAUUGUAAUACUUUUACUUGUCCCCUACCAGUUUAAUCAGGGGGACUUUAGGUUUAUUGUACAUGUAAUUGCAUAUUUAUAAGUGAUGUAUUUUGAACUAAAGUUGUUAUUGUUGUUGAAAAAACUGGUAUUCUAUGUCAGAAAUAUCUAUAUUUAUGAUUUUAUUGUAAUAAAAGUGAAAUGAC